Trametes versicolor FP-101664 SS1 is the source of this 1083-nucleotide messenger RNA. Its product is annotated as NAD-P-binding protein. Gene Ontology annotation, molecular function: oxidoreductase activity, acting on the CH-OH group of donors, NAD or NADP as acceptor. The transcript has 6 exons. Bases 59 to 862 code for a protein of 267 amino acids. Lineage: Eukaryota; Fungi; Basidiomycota; Agaricomycetes; Polyporales; Polyporaceae. The record is from RefSeq and is a predicted model, not a curated record.
AGCCGUCGGAAUACUCGGAAACUCGCCCCCAGCGCACCCAACGUCACCAGGAACCGCCAUGGACCCGACGCCAGCCGUGUCCGCGCUAGCCCUCUUCUCGCUUGCCGGCCAAAACGUGCUCAUCACAGGCGCUACCCGCGGUAUCGGUGCUGCAUGUGCCAUCGCCCUCGCAGAGGCAGGUGCCAACAUCUGUCUCGUCAGGCGCCCCGCCGCCCCCGGUGUCGCGCAGACCAACGAUGACACCACCACCGCUAUUGCUGCCCUCGGCCGCACCGUAAAGACUGUCGAGUGCGACCUCGCAAAUCUUGGCGCCGUCAAGGGCCUCUUCCAGCAGGCGCUCGACGCCAUGGGCGGCGAGAUCCAUGUCCUCGUCAACUGCGCGGGCAUCCAGCGGAGAUCCCCGGCCGUGCAAUUCCCCGAGAACGACUGGGAUGAUGUGCUGAACGUGAACCUCAAGUCCGUCUGGCUCCUCUCGCAGGCCGCGGGGCAGCACAUGGUGCCGCUCCGCCGCGGCAAGAUCAUCAACUUCUGCUCGCUGCUCACCUUCCAGGGCGGUUUCACCGUGCCUGCGUAUGCGGCUGCCAAGGGCGCACUCGGGCAGCUCACGAAGGCCCUCAGCAACGAGUGGAGCGCACACAACGUCCAGGUCAACGGGAUCUGCCCCGGGUACAUCGCCACCGACAUGAACGAGAAGCUGCUGGCCGACCCGGUGCGCCUGCGCCAGAUCUCGGAGCGCAUCCCGGCGGGGCGGUGGGGCCAGCCGCGGGACUUUGCCGGGCCCGUCGUGUUCCUCGCGAGCGCGGCGAGCCAGUACGUGUGCGGCGAGCUCGUCGUCGUCGAUGGAGGAUGGAUGGGGCGGUGAGCCCUGGCCCGCACCGCGCUACGGAGAAUGGUUAGAGCGCGUCGGAGCUUAGUUCGCGCUGGAACUGCCGAGGAAAAAACGAGCGUCGGAGGAAGUAAAGGAAAGCGUCAGCAGCAUCAUGCCGUGUACCAACAAACAAAUGUAUCCCUUGUCCCCAUGCGCCGUAUCGCAAUUACCACUUGAAUGGUGUCGCAUGCCCGUGGUGCACACAUGCCCUUGCC